UGUUUAAUGUUAUGUUCUAUGUUCUAUGUUCCAAAAAGAAGUAGAAACAAAUGGUAAUCUGUCUCAGUGAAUAGUGAAUAGAUUAGUUGCUUAUUCUCAUGGAUAAGCAACUAGAAUGUUGGUUUUCUGUGCUACUGCUGGUUACCAGUGUUGUGGUAGCCUUUUCUGUAUUGCUAUUGAUAAGAAAGACGAUGAGGCUUCAUUAUCCACCAGCUUUGCAUGUUGUAGGAAACUUCUGUCUGCGAGGCCCAAAACCCAACGAGGCAUUGUUUGCCCUUUCUAAGCAACAUAGAUACGACGUUUGCUUAAGUUUUAGAGGGCAGGACACAAGAAGAUCAUUUGUAGGUCACCUGCAUGAAUCCUUGGUCACUGCAGGGGUUAAGGUAUUCCUGGAUAGCUAUAACAUUGAAAGGGGAAAUGAAAUCAGCUUAGCUAUUCAAGAGGCAAUCCGGAACAGUGCCAUCCUCAUUCCAAUUUUCUCCAAGAAGUUUGCAGACUCACACUGGUGCCUGGACGAAGUAGCUUACAUGUGCAAAGCAAAUGGUGUGAUCAUGCCCUUAUUCUAUGAUGUCAAGCCAACAGAAGUAAGGAAUCCUCGGAUAGGUGCCUAUGCCGAGGCUUUUAAGGGGAAGAAACAAAGAUACACACAGGAAAGAAUUAAUGAGUGGGAAAGCGCUCUCCAAAAAGUUUCCUCCUUCCAUGGCUGGUCUCGAGAUGACAUAUCCAGAUCUGAUCCAGAACUCAUCAAGCUUGUAGUCAAGGAAGUUUCUGAGAAAUUGGUUCAAAAUGCGACCCCAGUGACUCUGCUCCAGCACUUGGAAGAAGACUCCCCAGAUGCAACGUUUGACCCCAACAUGAAUGAAAAUGGAAGGUUUGUGUAUGAAUUGCAGGGACUGUCUAAGGAAGAUGCUCUUCAACAUUUUAGCUGUCAUGCUUUUAUGAGAAAUCAACCUGAAGAAGGUUACAAAGAAUUGUCAUGCAAAGCUGUAGAUAUUUGCGAUGGGUUACCAUUUUCACUUGAAGUUUUGGGUGCACAUUUGUAUAAUAAAGAUUUAAGCCAUUGGAAACAUGUCAUUCAAACGCUAGAAUGUUCAAGUUACCAUGGCAGGUACGCCAUUCUUAGACUUUGUUAUGAUGGCCUCAACUCUGAACAGAAGGAGAUGUUGCUAGACAUGGCUUGUUUAUUCAUAGGAAGGAGGGAAAGUGUAAUUAGCUUUCGGGAAGUCAGUCAUUUGUAUCCCAAUGUAGGCCUAACAGAAAUGAAGCUGAAGUCACUCAUUAAAUUAGAUGAGCAUGAGAGACUUGUAAUUCAUAGUCAGACAAGGGAUACGGGAAGGGCUAUUGUAGCAGAUGAAUCAGCAGAACCAGGGAAUCGUAGCAGACUGUGGAAGGUAGAAGAGGUUGAACUAGUUUUAAUGGAAGAAAAGGGAGCAGAAAGGGUGAGAUGUCUUACAUACCUUCAGCGAGAUGUAAGACUUCAAACUGAUAGUUUUCAAAGAAUGUGUAAUUUACAAUUGCUUUGGCUUGAUGGAACUCUUGUAGAGGGAGACUAUAGAAAAAUGCCUGCAGAUUUGAAGUGGCUAAGAUGGGAAAACUGCCCUCUAAAAUGCUUGCCAUGUGAAUGGAAUAUGAAACAUCUAGUAGUACUUGAUCUAAGCUUCAGCAAAGGCAUUGAGACACUGUGGCCAGAACCAUGCAAUGCAGAGGGUCUGAAAAACCUCAAAGUUCUUAAGCUAAAUUAUUGUACACAACUUCAAGUCCUUCAAGAUUUAGCCAACCACACGUGUCUCAUACAACUGGAGCUCUGUGGUUGUAAAAUUUUGUCGGAACUGCCAGAGUCCAUUGGAUCUCUGACACAGCUUAAGUACCUUGAUCUGUCAAAUUGCUGCAACUUAAAAUAUCUGCCCGAAUCCCUUAGAUGGUUGUCCUGCUUAGAGAAGCUCUCUCUUCACGGUUGCCAUAAAUUAAGAAGCCUUCCUCAACCGAUAGGAGAUCUGAAUAGCUUGCAGCAUCUGGAUUUGCAUGGUUGUUCACUUUUACAGAUUCUACCCGACUCAGCAUAUGAACUUGAAAGCUUAUGCCAGUUGGAUAUGACUGGUUGUAAAAGAAUCAGCUUAGGAGAGGAAAUAGGGCAGCUUGUACAUAUGGAAAGGUUGAUUCUAAGUAAUUGUGCAGCAAUAUGGAAGUUGCCUAUAUCAAUAGGUCAACUUAAUUCUUUACAAUAUCUGAACCUGAAUCACUGCACUUCAUUGUUUCGACUGCCAGAGGAGUUGGGAAAUCUGGUUUGUUUAAAGGAGUUGGUGCUCAAUGAAUGCUACAAUUUAUUGGAGCUUCCACAGAGCAUCGGAAAGCUUUCUUGCCUACAGACUCUAGAAAUGGAAGAUACUUACAGCCUAUCUGUUCUUCCACCUAGCUUUUUAAGACUUACUUCCUUAAAUAAUCUAAAAGCGGGUGGUUGUCCUCUACCACAACUUGUUGGAAAGUUGUCAUCAUUAGAAAAUAUGCAUCUUAAAUCAUACAAAAUGUCCAUUUUGCCACCAACUUUUGGUACACUUUUGCGCCUGAGGAAACUCUAUUUGCAUCACUGUCCAAAGUUUUUGGAACUUCCUCAUCUUCCGAAGGAUCUCAUUGAAGUGCAUAUUCAUGACUGUUUGGGACUAAAAAAAAUCUCUAGCAUGUCACAUAUGAAGAGGCUUAAGCUUCUGAGGAUACACAACAGCAGGGAACUUGUUGAACUGCCUGACUUUGGGUCCUUGCAGUCAUUACAAGAGCUCUCAAUAUCAGAAUGUAGGAAUGUGAAGCGUAUUCAAGGACUGGAAAGGUUGAAAUCCCUAAGAAGAGUGCAUAUUAUAGGUUGCAGAUUGGCUGGCUCAGGAAGCUCAAUAUUGAAACCUCACCAAUUAAUCAAGGAAACACAUUGUCUAGAGUUGCUCAGUUUUUCAGCAAAUGGGGUUCCAGAGUGCUUAGAAAAGAAGAUGGAAACCAACGGUGAUUAUUUACUCUAUGUUACAUUGGACAGUAACAAGAAAUGUUCAGGGAUUAUUAUGUGCAUAAUGGUGAGGUUCAAGAGUGUUAUUAGUUCAGUGGAUAUAGAACUAAGCACUUUAAGGAAUGGAGAGGAGAUUUUCAAUACCAGACUUGUUAACGAUUCAAAAACUGUAGGAGGAGAUCAGAUAUUUGUACACAUUUUGCAUAAAAAUCACCCCAUGGUUCUGAUGGUGCAGAGUGGAGAUGUGGUCCGGGCAAAGGCAGACAGAGAUGAAGAAAGAAUGAUAAGAAGUGGUGGAAUGCAACUCCUUUCUGAAGGAGAAGAUGGGAAAAGAAAAAAUUUGGGAAGAGAGUUGACAAUAUUAAUGGAAAAUUACCGUGAAAGUCUAGCCUUUGAAGAGGAGGAAUAAAACUGGAUCUGCAAAAUCUUCUCUGUUUACUGUUUUGGUUAAUAUGGCCGAGUUUUAGGAUGGUCUCCUCUUUCUAAGUAGCCUCAAAAAAUAUGAUGGUAUCUGUAAAUGUUUUAAACCAGAAACAAGGGUAAGUUAUCUAGGUCCUAUAUUACAUAUAUGUGAUGUUACAAGUCCAAUAUGAGCAACUGCAACUAAGUCAAUUCAAAUAGUUCACACUGCCCAUUCAAAUGGACUUCAGAUGGAAGCAAACCUGUUUGCAAAACUAUGUAAAUUGUAUAUAAAUAGCGAAAAAAUUCU
This is a messenger RNA of Cryptomeria japonica (Japanese cedar), 3698 nucleotides long. RefSeq names its product TMV resistance protein N-like. The transcript has 5 exons. NCBI's taxonomy places the organism in Eukaryota, Viridiplantae, Streptophyta, Pinopsida, Cupressales, Cupressaceae. The record is from RefSeq and is a predicted model, not a curated record. Gene Ontology annotation, molecular function: protein binding; ADP binding. Gene Ontology annotation, biological process: signal transduction; defense response. The coding region runs from base 99 to 3398 and encodes 1099 amino acids.